Akanthomyces muscarius is the source of this 1815-nucleotide messenger RNA. RefSeq lists its product as uncharacterized. The transcript has 2 exons. The coding region runs from base 1 to 1815 and encodes 604 amino acids. The record is from RefSeq and is a predicted model, not a curated record. Lineage: Eukaryota; Fungi; Ascomycota; Sordariomycetes; Hypocreales; Cordycipitaceae.
AUGGGGCAGGUAAUGUCGGAUGAGCAGCAGACUCAUCGCUCCAAAGAAGAGCUGCUGCAGGACCUCGCAGUCCGAUUCAAAGAGAAGUGCUUCACUUCGCUUGAGUUUUACUCGCUCAAAGAUGUCUUCAAGACGCUCGCCGAUCACCAAGGAGGCGUCUCGUACCUCAAAGAAGAUACCAUCGCCCGCUAUCUAGAGAUACCCGACAUUCUCGGCGCCUCGCCAGUCUUAUUCCAGAUGGUGUCGUAUAUAGGUGCAUUUCCAUUCCUUGCCGAAGCACCCGUGAUUCUUGAGCUUCCCCAUCUAAUAAUGGUCGUGGUGAUCAUGACGGAACGGUACAAGCGGGUCCUGGCUCGCGGUUCGACAGACCGUACCAAGCUGCUGUUCAAGAGCAUGGCAGUAUACGACCGCAAAGCCUCCAUGACAAGUCCAACCUCGCCAACAGCCACCACCGAUGAGACGAGCCAGUCCGGAAACAAGUCGCUGGGAUUCGCUGUUGAUCAGCCUGGACAGGAAGAUGAUGACGACUACGCCGACGAUGACCUCGUCCUUACCGCUUUUGAGCUAUUGAAUAUCGGAGAUGCUAUCAAACAAGGAAAUGUACCCGAGGUGCAUGGCGCAAUUAUACCGACAGACAACUUUCGCAAGCUCGUGAUGCUACUGCUUCUCGUUGCUCCCUUGGGUGAGCAAGACAGCCUAUCGCAGUACUCCGACCGGGUCACGGGCACCGAGCUUGAGCACCUAAGAUCUUCGGCAGAGAGCAUUAUAUCAUCUUUUGUUGAUGCGGAAACAUCCCCCGGUAUUCGAUACAACGACUUCAAGCGGCUGAUGCCCAUCAUUGCACCAAAUCUAUUCAGUGGAUUCAACAACCUCUUUGGGCACUUUCUGUUCUCGAAAAAUCUUGACUUUACCAAGCACAAGGGCGAUGAAACCAAGUUGGAGGAUAAGCCCGCAAAGCUGGCUCAGCCAUUGGUGCUUAACAACGGCGAAAUUCUAACUGGCCAUCUCUUGGCUCAAAUAUCGACAUUUUUGCCCGCAUCUGACCUAUUUCAUCGUGUCCGCUUAUUGUACUCUGGAAACGAGUCAGGCUUCUCAAUCGGUAGCUUCGAGUCCAAGGUAUUCAACUGGACUGCCCCUACGCUAUUGCUGGUGAGCGGAAGCCGAGUUGAAGAUAAGCCGGAAGGCGGACAAGAAACCAACUUUGCCGAGUCUCUGCCUCUGAAGCGAUUCCCAAAUGGCAGUAAAGGCGAACGUGUCACAUUUGGCGUCUAUGUUCGGGAGCCGUGGAAGCACACACACAAAGAUUGCUUUGGUGACUCAGAGACGGUCUUAUUCCAACUAGAGCCUGUCCACGAUGUCUUUCGGGCGUCGACCAUCAACACCGACUACGUCACAUUUACCAAGGCACCCUCUCAUCAACCCUACAUGGCCUUUGGGUGUCCCCAUCCCAAACCAACAAAAUCGGGCCGCACCAACGGCACAUUCUCCCUGGGCGCGGUAUCGCUGCUGCUCGAUGACUCGUUUGAGUUUGGCGUCUUCAACCACGAUUAUGCAUCCCGCGGCGGCGCGUUCCGCACGAGCGCAGUUCGCAAGUCCAACUUUCAGGAUCGCUUCCAGGUUGAGAGGCUCGAGGUAUGGGGCUGCGGCGGCGACAAGGAAGCCGCAGCGCAGGCGGAGAGAUGGGCGUGGGAGGAACGCGAAGCCGAGGCGCGCCGCAGGGUCAACCUGGGCUCUGGGAAUCAAGAGCAAGACCGGGCGCUGCUGGAAAUGGCAGGACUAAUUGGAAAUAAUCGCAGCGGAGGCUCCAUGGCAUAA